Dipodomys spectabilis (banner-tailed kangaroo rat) is the source of this 991-nucleotide messenger RNA. It is a transcript of the gene Psmb10, whose product is annotated as proteasome 20S subunit beta 10. The record is from RefSeq and is a predicted model, not a curated record. Gene Ontology annotation, molecular function: threonine-type endopeptidase activity. The transcript has 8 exons. The coding region runs from base 126 to 947 and encodes 273 amino acids. NCBI's taxonomy places the organism in Eukaryota, Metazoa, Chordata, Mammalia, Rodentia, Heteromyidae. Gene Ontology annotation, cellular component: proteasome core complex.
GGCAAAAGUGAAAGCUGUUAACAUUAACUAGCCUGGAAGUCCCCAGAAGCCAGGGUUUUCUGCUCCCCUUGGCCUCACUCUUCUGAAGGGCCCAUAGAACCUGGGUCAAAACCUGCCCUCCUGAGAUGCUUAAGCCAGUACUGGCGCCUCAAGGGGGCUUCUCCUUCGAGAACUGCCAGAGAAAUGCAUCCUUGGAACGCGUCCUCCCGGGGCUCCGGGUCCCUCGUGCACGUAAGACCGGCACCACCAUUGCGGGACUCGUGUUCCGAGACGGGGUCAUCCUGGGCGCGGAUACGCGGGCCACUAGCGACUCGGUCGUGGCGGACAAGAACUGCGAGAAGAUCCACUUCAUCGCUCCCAAAAUCUACUGCUGUGGGGCUGGAGUAGCUGCGGAUGCGGAGAUGACCACGCGGAUGGCGGCGUCCAACAUGGAGCUGCACGCGCUGUCCACUGGCCGAGAGCCUCGGGUGGCCACGGUGACCCGCAUGCUACGCCAGACACUUUUCCGGUAUCAAGGCCACGUGGGCGCGUCGCUCGUCGUGGGCGGGGUAGACCCGACUGGACCGCAGCUGUACAGUGUGCAUCCCCACGGCUCCUACAGCCGUCUGCCCUUCACUGCCCUGGGCUCCGGACAAGAUGCGGCCCUCGCCGUGCUGGAAGACAGGUUCCAGCCAAACAUGACGAUGGAGGCUGCACAGGAACUGCUGGUGGAAGCCAUCACUGCAGGGAUCCUGGGUGAUCUGGGCUCUGGGGGUAGUGUGGAUGCAUGUGUGAUCACCGCAGCCAGUGCCAAACUGCUGCGAACACUGAGCACACCCACAAAGCCCAUGAAAAGGCAUGCCGGAUACCACUUUGCUCCUGGAACCACUGCCGUCAUGACCCAGGAAGUAAGACCAUUAAACCUAGAGCUCCUGGAGGAAACUGUGCAGGCCAUGGAUGUGGUGUGAGUGGUCUGAAACAUAAAUCCAAAAACUAUAAACUACUAAACAAA